AUGAUGUUGGGGGCACAUCGGAAGCAGCCUCCCAUUUGGCUGUUUGCGUGUCUGCCAAUCAUUCUCUUGUUGUCAACUAUCUUCCUAUACCAUUGGAAAACUCUCUCAGCCGUCAUUAUCGAUGCACCAAGUCUCAACGGAACCGCUGUCGAUGAAGGCAUCGAGACUUUCAGUCAGGAGCAACCAAUAGAAACCUCAGUCGAUAAAGGCACCGAGACCGUCAGCGAGGAGGAGCCCGUGGAGAGCACCAUCAUCAGAGACGUCCCCCAUGACGAGUACAUAGCAGUGUGCCUUCUUGCUAAGGACCAGGCGUUAGACAUGGUCGAAUUCUUCCAGCAUCACUACUAUGAAAUGGGAAUUCGUCGGUUUUGGGUCAUGGAUGACGCCUCCGAUCCUCCACUGUCUACAUUCCAGCAUGAAUACGGCAUCCCAUAUGAAGCUAUCGACUUCGUCUACCACCCCAAGACUACAGAUCUGAUUCAGCAUAGACCAAUAAUAGAUUACUGCAUGCAAACUCAUGUGGGAAAUCACUCAUGGGUUGCAGUUAUUGACGCCGACGAAUUCAUUGACACGCCAGGCCCGGAGACGCUCGAGGAAGUACUGCGAGACUUUGAGGAGACACGUCCUGAUGUCGGAGCAAUAGGCGUGAAUUGGCAGAUGCAUACAUCCAACGGUCAAAUCAGCCGGGUCGAAUCGUCUCGUAAAACAUAUCUAGAGUGCAUUAGCGACGGUGAAGGAAACAUGGGCGAGUCCGGAAACAAGCAUGUGAAAAGCAUCCUCCGCCCAAAGGCCUACGCCAGCCCCCAAAACCCACAUACAUUCAACCUCCAGCCAGGUUUCGUCACAGUGGGCGAGCAUGGUGACGCGAUGCCCGGGUCAACCUUUCGACAGCCUAUCACUAGGGACAGGCUCUCGCUUCAACACUAUGUUCUCAAAUCGUGGGAGGAUUACUAUGACAAGACUUCGCGGAGUGGGAAAGACUGGAAUUUCUGGAAUCUUAUGGAAUAUAAAUUGGAACAUGUUGCAUGCCCGCAGAUGUUGAGAUAUUUUGCAAAACCACCAAACCGUCCUCAUUCUAAUAAAAGAUAA
Molecule: messenger RNA, 1089 nt
Organism: Diaporthe batatas
Lineage: Eukaryota; Fungi; Ascomycota; Sordariomycetes; Diaporthales; Diaporthaceae
Exons: 3
Coding region: 1-1089 (362 amino acids)
Source: RefSeq, a predicted model, not a curated record